Molecule: messenger RNA, 3676 nt
Organism: Gaeumannomyces tritici R3-111a-1
Lineage: Eukaryota; Fungi; Ascomycota; Sordariomycetes; Magnaporthales; Magnaporthaceae
Product: RanBPM
Exons: 6
Coding region: 85-2952 (955 amino acids)
Biological process (GO): cell surface receptor signaling pathway; cytoskeleton organization
Cellular component (GO): cytoplasm
Molecular function (GO): protein binding
Source: RefSeq, a predicted model, not a curated record
GUGAUUGACGACGGAUAAGAGUCAAAUCCUCGGUUGGUUUGGUGAUGGCCUGCCUGUAAAUGCCUGAAUCAAUUACAACCUAGUAUGUAUGUGCCUUCGCUGCUGCGCGGUGCUGAGCGAGACCAACGGCAAACAGGCCUGAGCGAGUCUAUGACACAGGCCAACGUGACAGGAGAGCUCGCGCACCUCAAACCUCCGCACAGCGCACCCGACCUGAGCACUCUACUCCACUUAUCUCCAGCAGCCACCGACCACCUCCGCUCCAGCGAAUCUGAGCUGGGACUGCCCUGGACCUGCCCGUCGUGGAAUCGAAGGAGAGGAAGGGAUUUGGCGUCUUUUUUCUUCUCUUUCCUGUUGCGCAUCGUCCGUGACGCCCUCUUUGCCUUUUUGCUCGCCCUCGUCAUCGACUUGCCGGUGCUGUCUGAAGACAAAUCCACCAGUCCUCUUUGGGCCAUCCCGCUCUUGGGGCAUCCCGCUCCACCCGAGCAACUUGCUGCUCGACGACUACGUACCCUCCUCGACACACACUCACGCACACACCUCCACACCUCGAGCCAGCCAGGUACGCGCACCACCACGGCCACCACCACCACCACCACCACCACAUACAAACAGCGACGUUCUAAUUCUCGUCAGACCAGCCGAAAGCGGUGGCCGAAUCCCCCUCGCUCUUCACGGGACCACCCCAGACCGUCCCCGCGCACGCAAAGGCCUGCUAUGACCAACCCGUACCAGCGCGGUGGCUCGGGCUCGGGCUCGGGCUCCGCAUCCUUCCUCCCAGAUCCCUCGCUGCACUUCGGCCCGCGUCGGUCCUCCUCGUACGCGACCGUGGCCUCGACCACGGGCCCCAUCCCCCGCCUAAGCGGCUUCGCACACCUCCUCAACCCCGUCGGCGCCGGCGACAGCUACGACCCCCCAGACUACCCGCCGUCCUCGAGGGCCGACAUGGACGGGUCGUCGAGGAACGGCGCCGGAGGGCCGGGCGCCGGAGCGGGCGGGGACCACGGCAUGUCGCAGAACGGCACGGGGGCCCCGGCAGUCAGGUACUGGCAGCUGAGGAAUCCGCAGCUGCAGCCCCAGUCGAGGGCCUUUGAGCCCUUCUACCGCCACUCGCUAUACGACGGCUUCGGGCCCCAGGCACAGGCGGCCGCCGCGCGCCACUUCACGCCCUCGUACCUCAAGGGCUCCACAUACGCACAGAGGCUGGAGGAGUCGCACCGGGCCAGGCUGGCCGCGCUCAAGGAGGGCGCCGGGGCCAUGCAGGGCCAGGCCGUGGGCGCGGGCGGCGGCCUAGGGGCCAUCGGUGCCGGCCCCCAUCACAGCAGCCACCAUCACCACGCUGCCCAGCAUGGGAUGACCGGAGUGUCGGGCGGCAGCAGCAGCGGCGGGGCGGGCGUCAGCGCGGCCAAGAUGACGGCAGCAUCACAUCGAGGCGUGGCCUUUGAAGUGGCCGAGAAGAUGCUAGGCGGUCUCGAGGCAGAGACCCCGGUCACGCCGCUGCCCACAAGAUGGAACAAGGACGACAAGUGGGGUGGGUUGGAAGUCCUGGCCGAAGGGCUCGAAGUCAAGCUCACAGGGCCCAAGGGCCCCAACGAUAGGGAACGCGACCACGAGGCCUGCUCCAUCCGGGCAGAUCACUACAUGCCGCAUGAAUGUGGUAUUUACUACUACGAGGUCACGAUAUUGGCAUCCAAAAGGGACGAAACCACAAUAGGCAUCGGGUUUGCAACCAAGCACACAUCAAUGGCCAGGGCACCCGGCUGGGAGCCAGAGUCGUGGGGCUAUCACGGAGACGACGGGCGGAGCUUUGCUGCGCAGAACGGCGGCAGAGACUACGGCCCCAAGUUCGCCGUCGGUGAUGUCAUUGGCUGCGGCGUCAACUUUAAGACAGGCAGCGCCUUCUACACCAAGAACGGCGGCUUUCUAGACGUCGCCUUCCGAGAUAUCAAAGGAAAGCUCUACCCCUCUGUAGGGCUCAAGAAACUCGGCGACCACGUCAGGGCCAACUUUGGCCAGACGCCGUUUGUCUUUGCCAUUGAUGCCAUGGUAGAGAAGGAGAGGAAACGCAUCCGGACUGAAGUUGACGAGACAAGCACUGCGAAUCUUGCACCCUCACUCGAUGAGACAGGACUCAUCCAGCAGUUGGUUCUUCAAUUCUUGCAGCACGAUGGCUAUGUCGACACGGCGCGGGCUUUUGCCGAGGAGAUGCAGUCGCAGAAGCAGGCCCUGAGCCUAGACCCCACAGAAAAAGUCGAGGGACUCAGCCUCACGGACGAUCAGGACGCCAACAACAGGCAGCGGAUAAGGAGGGCUAUUCUCGAGGGCGAUAUCGACCGCGCGCUAUGGUACACGAACAAGCACUACCCGCGGGUCCUGGAGGCCAACGAGCCCGUCUAUUUCCACCUCAAGUGCCGCAAAUUCAUCGAGAUGAUACGCCGAGAGGCGGAGCUGAAUCUCCUGGCGGAGAAGCGGGCCGGUGCCAGCAACGGGAUCGAGGCACACGACAUGGAUCUUGACGAAGGGGGUGCCGCCGCGUGGGUGGACCAGAUGGAAACCGAGGACGGCUACAACGGUGCAUCAUCGACGUCAGAUGGCAGAGAUCUGCUGAACCUGGCCAUCGUGUACGGCCAGACGCUGCAAGCCGAGUACAAGGACGACCCAAGGCGAGAAGUCAAGAAGAUGCUAGAGGAAAUCUUUGCCCUUGUGGCCUACACCAACCCGCUCAAGGCCAAGGAGGUGGCGCACCUGCUUGACCGCAAGGGAAGGGUGGCCGUCGCCGAGGAGCUGAACUCGGCGAUAUUGUUAUCGCUGGGCAAGUCGGAACGUGCAGCGCUCGAGAACCUGUGGGCGCAGACCACGGUGCUCCUCGAGGAGCUUCGACAAGAGGGCGGGCCUGGGGCCUUCGUCACCAUCCAAGGCGUCGUCGACCAGAUUCCGACCCGCCAAAUUUAACCCGUCCCGUCGCCCUACCAGUGUGGUGUGGACCUAUCAAGACUGAAGUGUUCACAGUGCUAUGGGGCCGAUUUUCUGUUGUUGAUGGACGGCCCAUACUUGCUACAUUAUGCCUUUUUUCACCUCUGCAUCACAAAGAGUCACAUUUAUCUCCUACUCAAUCCCCUCGACUACACAAGGCCGGCGUUUUGGGAAAGGGGGCGUUUGGCUGCUAUUGUUUUUCUUCUAUCCAUGCGCCGCUUCUAGCACUACACUUGACCCCCGGUGUUUCAGUCCAGGUCACCACCUCGCCAAGAGGCCUUUGCCUGCGAAAACGGCACAGCCAGGGCCUAACAGGCCGUCAUGAAUCUGGCACUCUCAUAUUACGCCUCACCGGUGCUUUCCACGAUGCUUUUCCGCUCCAUCUGUUUCUGCCUCCUCACGACGAACAACGGCCACGGGUUAUAGCACCAGCCACGGAUUUCGGUUACCGGUCCAACCCCUCUCGCCCUUGCUCAAAAGGUGACUUUACCGGGGGGCAGUUGCAAUGGGUGUUCGGGUGGGAGCGAUGGGAAGCUCGAGUUGGAAGGCUGUGGGGAGAGGUCACAAGCGCGCGGGGGUAUACAAGUCCCAGCCACAAAAGGGUUUCGUCGCCUUGGCUUCCUCAUUUUUUUCCUAUCGGCCGUGUUUUCCUUGUUGAUGCCCAACCAUUUUCGCCGAUUUCCGUACCCGACCCCCCCCCCCC